AUGUUCCAGUCUUCGAAACCCUACUCGGCCGUGACGGUCCAGAUCGAGGUUCUUACCAGCGAGCAAUAUGAGGUGGAAGACUCAAGUGGCAUCGUCGACCUCGUGGAGGUCAUCCGCAUCCAGGCCAGCGGCCCAACGGAAGCGAGUCGGGCUUUGCGCAAGAAGCUAAAGUAUGGCAACCUGCAUCGGCAGCUCCGAUCGCUCACGAUUCUCGACUUCUUGAUCCAAAACGCUGGCGAACGCUUCUUGCGCGAGUUCGCCGACGAGCCUUUGCUGGAACGACUCCGUAUUGCCGGUACCGACCCCGUUUCAGAUCCCUUGGUGAAACAGAAGUGCAAGCAGCUCUUUGGACAAUGGGCUGUAACCUACAAAGAUACGCCGGGUAUGGCUAAGAUUACCGCCCUCUACAAGCAGCUUCCGAAGCGCAAGCAACCUGCCACGCAGGCCAAGGCGAAAGUUCUUCGAGAAGGCUCGAACCACAAUGAGCCGCCAAUGGGCCACACGGUGUCAAUAUCCGCUGGUAAUGGGCCUUCCACAACCCUCAGCAGCCCGAAGCCAAAAAGCAAGCCAAAGGAUAAGAAGCGGGACAAGAAGCUUUCCAUCAGCUCUAGAAGCUUCUCUUUGGAGCGGGAACGCCCCCAAAUUUAUGAGACCAUUGCCUCUGCAUCCGUGGCGAGCACCAAUCUGCUCAAUUCGUUGAAACUCGUCAAUCGAGAAACGACACGUGUCAGUGACGAUGCAGAAUGUAGUCACCGAUUUGAUACUUGCAAGAAGCUCCGCCACCAGAUUCUGCGAUAUAUCCAACUCAUUGAAAGCGAGGAGUUCCUAGGUGGAUUGAUUCAUGCCAACGAGGAACUGGUGACCGCAUUGAUGGCGUUCGAGGUGUUGGACAAGAGCGUGGACUACGACAGUGACAGCGAUGACGAUGUCUUGUCGGGUAACUGGCGGUCACGGGCCGAAAUUGAAGGUGAAAUGAGCGAAGGUUUCAGUGGGUUGUCCGUCAAUCCUCCAAAACCGCCGCGACCCACUCUUCCUCUCGCUUCGUCUUCGCAGCACACCCGGCAAAUAUUUGAUAGUGAAAGCGAGACGGAGUCCGAAGUCGAGGAUGACGAGGACAAUCCCUUUGGAGACCGGAAUGCGAUUAAGACGCCUGGGAUUGAGAAGAAUGGCUUUUCAUGGUAA
Messenger RNA from Penicillium canariense, 1182 nucleotides. RefSeq names its product LSB5 family protein. Gene Ontology annotation, cellular component: actin cortical patch. Gene Ontology annotation, biological process: actin filament organization; actin cortical patch localization; endocytosis. NCBI's taxonomy places the organism in Eukaryota, Fungi, Ascomycota, Eurotiomycetes, Eurotiales, Aspergillaceae. The coding region runs from base 1 to 1182 and encodes 393 amino acids. Gene Ontology annotation, molecular function: phosphatidylinositol binding; ubiquitin binding. The transcript has 3 exons. The record is from RefSeq and is a predicted model, not a curated record.